UGUUGGCUAAGAGAAGCAGCUGCAGGCUCUGGCCUCGCCUUCACAACUUUCACUGCAACGUUUCACCUGUCAAGAGUGUCAGAAGGUCUCCAGAAAACUCGGAUUGUACUGAGAGAGGUGUUAGGAAACCAGCACCAUGUUCAGCAAGAAGAAAACUUCCAAGACCACGGUGUCCAGCACCUCGACUAAAAUCAGCAGCUCGUCUGAUUUGACCACUUUGAUCGAUAAGCUCCAGAGAAAUGCAGACAAGGUGGAGAGGAACAUCCUGGAGACGGAGCAGAACCUCAACAAGGACAUCAUCAAGAUCAACGACGCCAAAUCCCCGCUCUACCAGGACACCACCAACAGGUCAAUCCUGAACUCGCUGGACAUGCUGAAAGGUCUGGAUGAGGACGCGGCCGAAGCCAAGCGCCUGAACCACCCUCAGGCUGAGAUGAUCGAACACGACAUGAAGCAGCUGCGCGAGCGCGUGAACAAGCUGCGUGACGACCACAACCACAUCUACCACCUCACUCGAUCUGAAGGACGUCCCAGCGUCAACUGGGGCAGGAUGAUCGACGAGAAGCUGGCCAACCUCAACAACAAAGGAUUCGGACAGGACCUGCCGACCAUCGAGAACGAAGUGGAGGAGCACAACAUCUUCCACAGUGAGGUGGAGGCUCUGGCUCCCCACAUCACCCAGAGCGACAAGAAUCAGACUGAUGGCCUGCAAGCUAAAUACAACAAACUCCUGGCGAACUCCACAGCCCGUCAGAAGAACCUGCUGAGCCUGAGAGACUACAUGCAGCGCUGCACCAACGAGCUGUACUGGCUGGACCAGCAGGCUGUGGAACGCGUCACGUACGACUGGAGCGACGCCAACCUGGAUUACCCGGCCCGCAAGAGGCAGUACGAGAACUUCAUCAGUAAGUGUCUGGAGUCCAAGGAGGCAACCAUCACCAAACUGGGCGAUGAUGGAGAGAAGCUGAUGGCUCAGGACCACCCAGGGAAGAACGUGAUUGAGGCUCACAUGGAGGCGGUUAAUGGGGACUGGAAGGAAUAUCUCAACCUGCUCAUCUGUGAGGAGACUCACCUCAAGCACAUGGACGAGUACCACAAGUUCCAGAAGGAGGCCAGAGACACCCAGGACCUGCUGAAGCGAAUGGGAACCGAGGUCAAUCAGAAGUACAACCCCGAGUUUAAAGAUCAGUACCAGCUGGAGGGCUUGCUCACCGAGCUGAAGGACCAAGAGAAGUUCACAGAUAUCUCUGAUGACCGAGUGAAAGCUCUGCAGAACCGCAGCCUCCAGGUUCUUCCCCUGAAACACCGCAGGGUUCCACCGCAGAAGCUCCUGCCCAUCGAGGCGCUGUGUGACUUCGAUACUGACGAGGGACCGAUUGUGCGAGGCGAGCGUUACACCCUGCUGAGGAACAACAACGCCAAAUGGGACGUGAAGGACUCGGCUGGACGCACCAUGGCGGCGCCUGGCGUGUGUUUCUUCAUCCCGCCAACCGACGCUGAUUCUGUCGGCAUCGCUGAUGGCCUGAUGAGCCAGCAGAAGGACAUCAAACAGAAGGUGGCGAGCAGCAAAACGGCACUGCAGUCCAGACUGGCUACUCUGAAGAAGGAUGGCACCGGCGGGCAAGAUAAGCAGGAGCUGCAGUGCCGCCAGCUGAUGGCAGGACUGGAUAAAGUGGUGAACGACCUGGAUAAACAGGAGAAGAACAUUUACACUGAGCUGCGCCCCCCUCUGGAGCAGACACGCCCCGUUCUGGACAGCAACCAGAGGAUGCAGAACAUAAGGGACAUCGCCUCAGACGUGCGCAGGAUAGAGCCGGAGAAGACCUCCAAAGUGCGCGAGGCCGAGACCUUCCUCAGAUCCAACCCCAAAUGUUCCAGCGCCCCUCAGCUCUCAGCCAAGGUGGACACGACCAACAACAAAUACGACAAGGUGGACCAGCUGCUGAGAUGUUCGGACGAUAAGCUUCAGAACUCCAACCGUCUGGAGAACUCGCUGCAGAGCGGCAAGAACUGGCUGAGCACCUUGGAGAACAGACUGGCCAGGGAAGAGCUGGCUCCGUCCGACCCGAUCUCUCUGGAUAAGACUCAGCGCGAGCUGGCGGAAAUGGCAGCUGAAGCGCGGGCGAAGAAAUCGAUGAUCCCAGAGAUGGAGCAGAACCUGAGGAGCGCUAAAGUGAGCUGUGAUAACAUGGUGAAUAGGGUGCAGGAGCACUGCCCUGAUAUCGACCGGCAGGAGGCCGAGGUCCAGAAACUCAGCAAGCGCUACGACAACCUCAACCGGCAGAUCGAUUCCAGGUCCCAGAGUCUGCAGAAAGCCAAAGUGGCCUACAGCAACUACCGUAACGACUACGACAACCUGAACAGCUGGCUCUCCCACACGCCCAACUACGAACCUUACGAGACCGACGACAUCAGACAGGUGGAUUCCAAGCUCAAAAACCAAAGAAACCUGCUCUCGGACAUCGCCAGAAAGGAGCCGGACCUGAACAACGUCUCGAAGAACGCGCAGGUUUAUCAGCAGGCGGUCAAGGAUUAUGAAAACGAAGCUGAGAGGUUCAGAUCUAUUCUUGACCUGGAGGAGGGUCUGGUGCCUCAAACCUACAAGAGGAGCCGACUGGAGUCGCCUGCACUCAAAGUCAAGGCAGAGGAAGCCGCCAUUGAGGCCAGAUUCACCGAAGUCAAUGCAGUGAACAAACAGCGGCUGCAGAACCUUGAGUUUGCACAGGGUCUCCUAAAUCAGCAAUCUGAGGUCCAGGUGAUCUCACAGCACGUCCAGUCAGUGAAAUCCAGCGCUUCUGGAGAUGACUCCUGGAGAAUCAAGAAGCAGCUGGAGGAGGAGCUCCUGAGGAGGCAGCAACUGGAGAAGGAAAUCACAACCAUCCAGAGCGACAUCUACGUGCUGGAGGGACAGAAGCCCCAGGACACCUUCGUCAAGAAGGAGCUGAUCAAGAAGGUCCCUGAUCCUCAGCUGGACGAAGAAAUCAGCAAAGUGCAGCAGAGGCUCUCGGAGGAGCGCAGGACCACGCGCGUCCUGGACGGCGAGCUGGACAGUCUCCGCAUCAAGCUGCGCGGCAUCGAGACCGAGAUGAAAGAGGGCGCCCAGCAGUACACGGUCAAGGAGGUGCUCCGUAUCGAGAGAGACCGUGCUCAGGAGGAGGAAGUGAGGAGGCUGAGGGAGGAGCUGGAGGAGAUCAAGAGGCAAAAGCUGGUGAAGGACAGUGAGGUCAUCCAGAUCCAGAAGCAGAUCACUGUCCUGGCGGCAGAGAAGAACAGGGAGCAGGAGAUCAUCAAGGAGGAGCAGGUCAUCAAGGUGCAGAACGAUCCUCAGCUCGAGAGCGAGUACAGAAUCCUGCUGGAGAGGAGGCAGACGGAGGUCGAUAACCGCAAGCAACUGGAAGAUGAGCUUCGGUUCCUCCAGGAGAGACUCAAGCGUCUGGAGAAGGAAAAGGCCAUGGCCGAGGAGAAGAUCUCCAUCCGCGAGGUUCUCAAGGUGGAGAAGGAUGUCGUGCUGGAGAGGGAGGUGGAGAACCUGAGGAGGCAGCUGGAGGAUGAGAAGUCCAAGCGUAUGACGUUGCACAGAGAGAGAACGGACUUCCAGCGCAAGAUCACCAGCCUCGAGGAGGAGAAGUCAAAGGUCAUCAUCCAGGAGAAGAUGCGCGAGAUCGUCCGACCCGACCCCAAGGCAGAAACGGAGGUCGCCAAUCUGAGACUGGAGCUGGUGGAGGUCCAGAGGAGAUACAGAGACACCGAGCACCAGCUGAAGACCAUCCAGGAGGAGGUGAUAGUCCUGCGAUCCAGAGGCCCACAGGUGGAGAUCAAAGAAAUUAUCAAGGAGGUGAUCAAGUACAAGACCGACCCCGAAACCGAACGAGAGCUGGAGAGACUCCGUAACGAAAUCGUAGACAAGACGCACCAUACCGAGAAGUUCGAUUACGAGAUGCUCCAGCUGAGGGACGAGAUCCAGAGGUGGAAGGACACCAAACCGCAGAUACAGACCAAGGAGGUGGUCAACGAGGUCGUUCAGUACAGAGAGGACCCCAAAACCAGGGAAGAAAUCGAGACCCUCAAAAAACGGCUGGUGGAGGAGCAGAGGAAGCGCCUGGAGCUUGAACGAGAGCGUGCCACCACCGAAGAGAAGAUCAGGAUUAAGAAGAUUGACUUGUCCCAGGUCAGAGAGAAGGUUGUUCAGCAGGAAGUCGUGAAAAUGGAGGAAGAUCUGACACUGAAAUCCGAGUGCACCACCUUCACUCAGAACAUCAACAGCGAGGUCAGGCAGAGGGAACUUCUGCGAGAUGAGCUGACCAGGAUGCAGCGCCAAAAGGCCGAUCUUGAGCUCCAGCUGGAGGAGCUUGAACAGGAGCGCAGAGCCCGUCGGGAAGCUGAGCUGGAAAUCCAGAGAUUGAGGGUUCGCCUCACUGAGCUGGAGAUCAGAGACAAGGAGACCAGAGAGAAGGUGACGGUGAAACAGAAGGUGGUCCUUCAGCAAGACCCUCAACAGGAGAAAGAGCACUCCAUCCUCAGGCUUCAGGUGGAUGAGGAGAGACACAAGCGCCUCCUCCUGGAGAAAGAGUACAACAUCCUGCUUCAGCAGCAAGAGACCCUGGAAAGGAUGGAGGUCCGCGAGAAGGUCGUCCGCACAGAGAAGGUCCAGGUGGAAAAGGAUCCAGAAGCAGAGCUCGAGAUCGAGAGGCUGCGGGUGACCCUGGAGGAGGAGACGAGGCGCCGGAAAGAGCUGGACAUCGAGCUUACCACCAUGACCUCCAGACUCACCGAGGUGGAAUUCUCCAACACAAAGUCCACCAAGGAGCUGGACUACAUCCGCGACGAGAGCAGCAGGCUCCAGCAGGAGAACCAGCGGCUGCAGAACGAGAUCAGGAAGUUUCAAGCCGAGAUUCAGAUCACCAGCAAGGAAACCAGGCAGAUCACAGAUUCCAUGCCGAUGGACAGCAGCAGAACGUUGGAGAUGAGGAUGGAUACGCUGCAGAGGGAGCUGUCCGAACUGAGGCGCAUCACCGUCGACAAGGACGAGGAGAUCGAACGUCUGCAGAAGAGCCUCUCCACGGUGAGGGUGAAGAGAGAGCAGCGGGAAAGCCACCUCCGCCGCUCCAUCGUCGUCAUCGACCCCGACACGGGCAAAGAGAUGAAACCCGACGAGGCCUUCAAGCUCGGCCUGAUCGACUGGAAGAUGUUCGUCAACCUCCAGAGUCAGGAGUGCGACUGGGAGGAGAUCACCGUCAAGGGUCCCACCGGAGAGUCGUCCGUUCUCCACGACAGGAAAUCCGGCAAGAAGUUCUCCAUCGAGGACGCCCUGCGCUCCGGACACAUCACCAACCGCCAGCUGCAGCAGUACCAGAGCAAAGAGAUCAGCAUCCAGGAGUUCGGCAUCAUGGUGUCGGGGAGGAGCAAAUAAAUCCAGAUCAUAUCUUCGUCUGUUUCACGUUUCUGUCUCCUGGCCUGCUUCAGGCUCGUGCUUCUUGGGCUCUGAUCUUAUUUUGGGCUUUUCUACAUGCACGCUAUUUAUUUGUUUGCACGCGCCUCUACUCUGUGCUUGUUUUGGGCUGAUUGGGUGAAUUACCUCAAACUCUGGCGUCUUCUUAUUUAGCAGGGUGAAUUUAAUUCUGUAACGGCUAGUUAGCAUAGCAGCUAAGGGCAGACGAUACGAAUCUUCACACAUGGCAGAGUUUUUACUGUAUUUUACGGUGAAUCGUGACCAUAUAAGGUCUUUUUUAUAACCUGUGUCUGAUAUUUCUAAACAUUCCUAAAAAUAAAAUGUAGCUGGGAAACUGGA
Molecule: messenger RNA, 5788 nt
Organism: Trichomycterus rosablanca
Lineage: Eukaryota; Metazoa; Chordata; Actinopteri; Siluriformes; Trichomycteridae
Gene: ppl
Product: periplakin
Exons: 22
Coding region: 137-5410 (1757 amino acids)
Biological process (GO): intermediate filament cytoskeleton organization; wound healing
Cellular component (GO): intermediate filament; cytoskeleton; membrane
Molecular function (GO): structural molecule activity; cadherin binding
Source: RefSeq, a predicted model, not a curated record